AGGAAAACCGAAGAUGGCGGGUGUGGUUGUGGUUGGCACCACACUCAUGGCAAUCCACCAUAGAACCCUAAAACCCACACCCCUACCCCUUUCCAUAUCCCAAUUCAACCUUCAAUACCCAUCUCUCCGAUUCAAUCUUCCACGUCCUGCUUCCAUCAUGUCUGCAACUGCCGCCACUCCCAACGCCGCCCUCAUUCAUCAACACAGCACCCUCGAAUGCUGGUCUGAGUUUGCUCGUAAUAUUUCUGGAGAAUGGGAUGGCUUUGGAGCUGAUUUCACCCUAGAUGGCAAGCCAAUCGAGCUUCCUGAAAACGUAGUUCCGGAUGCUUAUCGAGAUUGGGAGGUUAAAGUGUUCGAUUGGCAGACUCAAUGCCCGACUCUUGCUCAACCAGACAACUCCAACGCCAUAUACAAAUUAAUAAAGCUGCUUCCUACAGUUGGUUGCGAAGCUGAUGCUGCCACUCGGUUUAGCAUCGAUGAGAGGAGUAUAGGAGGUACAGAUAACAUGGUUUCCGCAUUUGCAUACCAAUCCACUGGAUGCUAUACGGCUGUCUGGUCAACGGGUUCAUCAAGAGUAUUCGAGUUGGAGCAUUGUUUGAUCGAUCCUCGUGAUAAAGAGUCGCGUGUGAGGAUCAUUCAAAUUAUAGGUGUUGAUGAAAACAAGAGGUUAGUGUUGAAGAACAUUAAAGUGUUUGUCGAACAAUGGUAUGGUCCAUUUAGAAACGGGGAUCAGUUAGGUGGAUGUGCCAUCCGUGAUUCUGCUUUUGCUUCGACACAAGCACUUCAAAGUUCACAAGUUUCAGGUGUGUGGCAAUGUUCAAGCUCCAAAGCCAGCUUCCAAGACUCUUCCAAUAGCUUUCUUCAACAACUCAUAAAAGUUGAUGGCGUAGAGAAAUUGGUAAGAGAUGAAGAGCAUGUGGUAUUGCUCCCAAAGAACUUGUGGAGUUCAGUGAAAGAAACAGAAGACGGAGAAAAUAUAUGGUGCGAGGUGGGAUGGGUGUUGGAAGCAGGGCACGGUAUCACAUCAAAAUGCAUCUUUUCAAGAAACGCGGAGUUAAAAGAGAUCGUAACUUCAUUGGAAGCUUCAUCUCCAGGAUCAGGAGUAUAGCACCUUCAAUGGGUGUAUAAUGAAUUCUAUUAACAGCUGUUCGUGCUUGAAGCUGGAAUUGCAGUUUGAAUAGUCAAACUUGCUUACAAUAAGUAGAUAGAAUAAAAUGAAUUUUCUUUUUGAUGUGCUUGUUUUUGUUUGAUAUUGUAUAUAAUAAGCAAAGAAACAUAUGAAGUUGUAUAAUAAGUUUAGUUGAUUCAACUAGCUAUUAAAAUUAAGC
Cynara cardunculus var. scolymus (artichoke) is the source of this 1328-nucleotide messenger RNA. RefSeq lists its product as uncharacterized. The coding region runs from base 14 to 1108 and encodes 364 amino acids. The record is from RefSeq and is a predicted model, not a curated record. Lineage: Eukaryota; Viridiplantae; Streptophyta; Magnoliopsida; Asterales; Asteraceae. The transcript is spliced from 4 exons.